AGGGAAAACUAAACAAAAAGAAAACCUGACUAAAAAAAGGGGGAAAUUCACUAGUUCCUCUUCUAAAAUUCUCUAAAAAUCGUGCUGAGUUCUUUAAAAAAUCUUGAAGUCAUCAAGAAUCAGAUCUGGUUUGUUAAAUUCAUCAGAAUUCAUUGAAUAUUUACUCGAGCUACAGUAUCGUCUGAAAAAGCAAUGUAUGACAAUUUGGGAGGUCAAGGCGGGGGACCAAGACCACCACUAAACCCUCAGCCUAAUCCAUUUGAUAGUGCAACUUAUGGAGCUGGCUCAAAGUUCAUCAGAGCUGGACUAGGUGCAUAUGGAGAGAAAAUAUUUGGAUCAAGCUCCGAGUACGUGCAGAGCAAUAUAAGCCGGUACUUCUCUGAUCCUCAGUACUAUUUCCAAGUGAAUGACCAGUAUGUAAGGAACAAGCUGAAAGUUGUACUGUUUCCCUUCUUACAUCGGGGACAUUGGACGAGGAUAACUGAGCCAGUGGGGGGAAGACUGUCAUAUAAACCUCCAGUAUACGAUAUAAAUGCUCCAGAUUUAUACAUCCCUUUGAUGGCUUUUGGUACCUACGUUGUGCUUGCUGGCUUCUUGCUGGGUCUUUCUGGAAAGUUCAGUCCAGAAGCUCUAAGUCUGCAGUUCACAAAGGGAAUGGUUGGUUGGUUUUUGCAAGUCCUGUUGCUUAAAGCUUCAUUGUAUUCGUUAGGGAGUGGGGAGGCUCCAUUGCUGGACAUUGUGGCAUACGCUGGAUAUGCAUUUACGGGGAUGUGUGUUGCGGUUCUUGGGAGGCUUGUGUGGAGCUACUCAUACUAUUUCGUGAUGCCUUGGACAUGCUUAUGUAUGGGUGUGUUCUUGGUGAAGACCAUGAAGAGGGUUCUGUUUGCAGAGGUCAGAAGUUACGAUUCCAGCAAGCAUCAUUAUCUCUUGCUUUUCAUGGCCUUAGUUCAGUUUCCAUUGUUCAUCUGGUUAGGCAGUGUUGGAGCUUGAAAUGUUUCCUUUUUGUGGCACUGAUUCGUUGUUCUACAUAAAUUGUCUCUCCUUCACAUGGAAUAGAAUUAAGGGAUGUUAUAAGUCAGAGAAAAUGGUGUUGAAUUUGUAAUAGAGUUAGUACAUUGGAUGUAAUCUAGUUGGUCAGCUAAUUUUGCAGGUGGUUAAACUGAAUGAUCUGCAUUCCACAUCCCUGGUCUUUAUUGUAUUAUUUCUUUGCCAUUCUAUAUUGAUUUUUUUUUUUCAGUAGACAUUUUUUU
Papaver somniferum (opium poppy) is the source of this 1250-nucleotide messenger RNA. Its product is annotated as protein YIF1B-like. Gene Ontology annotation, biological process: endoplasmic reticulum to Golgi vesicle-mediated transport. Gene Ontology annotation, cellular component: endoplasmic reticulum membrane; endoplasmic reticulum-Golgi intermediate compartment; COPII-coated ER to Golgi transport vesicle. Bases 193 to 990 code for a protein of 265 amino acids. The transcript is spliced from 5 exons. NCBI's taxonomy places the organism in Eukaryota, Viridiplantae, Streptophyta, Magnoliopsida, Ranunculales, Papaveraceae. The record is from RefSeq and is a predicted model, not a curated record.